GCCUCACUCUCUCAUCUUGGAAUAAAUUUGGAAAUGACUUUUGAUGACCUCAGGAGCAAGAGUAUAAAACAUCAACUUGAUCAGAAGCCAAAUGGAGAGAGAGACAAAGGUCUUCGUUUUCUUUCCUCUCGGAGGUGGUACCCUGCUGCUGUGUCUCUAGGGAUCCUUUGUCUGGCAUUACUGGUGACCGUUUUAUUGCUGAUAAUCCAACUAUCCCAGGUGUCUGAUCUCCUAAAGCAACAGCAAGCAAAGCUUACGCCCCAGGAAGAUAUCCUGGAGGGACAGAUUUCAGCGCAGCACCAGACAGAAAAUUCUUCCCAGGAGUCACAAAGGGAACUCAAAGAAAUGAUAGAAACCCUUGCCCACAAGCUGGAUGAAAAAUCCAAGAAACUAAUGGAACUUCAUCACCAGAACCUGAAUCUCCAAGAAGCUCUGAAAAAAGCAGCCAACUAUUCAGGUCCUUGUCCCCAAGACUGGCUCUGGCAUGAAGAAAACUGUUACCAAUUUUCUUCUGGCCCAUUUAAUUGGGAAAAAAGCCAGGAGAACUGCUUGUCUUUGGAUGCCCACAUGCUGAAGAUUAAUAGCUCAGAUGAUUUGGAAUUCAUCCAGCAAGCAACUGCCCAUUCCAAUUUCCCAUUCUGGAUGGGAUUGUCCCUGAAGAAACCCAACUACUCAUGGCUCUGGGAGGAUGGUUCUCCUUUGAUGCCCCACUUGUUUAGAGUCCAGGGAGCUGUUUUCCAGAGGUAUCCUUCAGGCACCUGUGCAUAUAUACAAAGGGGAGCUGUUUUUGCUGAAAACUGCAUUUUAACUGCAUUCAGUAUAUGUCAGAAGAAGGCGAACCUAUUGAGAGUACAGUGAAUGUGAAGGCUCUGGAAGAAAAGGAGAAGACCUUUGAAUUUUCUUCUGAAAAUUAAGCUGUACUUCCUCACUUAGGUGCAAACCAUAAAAGCCCUGAGAAUUUCCCAUUAACUAGCUAAAGUGCAGAACUCCUUAGCAGAGACUGGGGCCCAGCUUCUUGACACCUUGAUAGCAAAAGUUUUAAUUCUCUGUGUAUAUAUAUUUUCACCUAGCUUGUUCCAAGCCCCCCUGCCAGUCUUCAGUGAAGUCUACCUUCCUGUUUCUAUUGUUGUUUCUAAGAACUUGUUGCCUAACUCAAGGUCACAGAAAUUUUUCUGCUAUGUUUUCUUCUCGACAUUUUAUAGUUUCAGGUUUUACAUGGAAAUCUUUAACUUUUGUGGGGAUAAUUUGUAAGUCACGUAUGGAUGUAUGGAAGUUCUUUUUCUUUUCCUUUUUGCAUGUGGAUAUUCAAUUAUUAUUGCAACAUUUGCUGAAAAGACUAUUCUUUCCUCACUACAUUGCCUUUGCACUUUUGUCAACAAUUAUCCAUACAUGUCUGGGUCUCUUUCUGGACUCUAUUCUGUUCCAUCGAUCUAUUUGUGUAA
Kogia breviceps (pygmy sperm whale) is the source of this 1442-nucleotide messenger RNA. RefSeq names its product oxidized low-density lipoprotein receptor 1-like. Gene Ontology annotation, molecular function: low-density lipoprotein particle receptor activity. The record is from RefSeq and is a predicted model, not a curated record. Lineage: Eukaryota; Metazoa; Chordata; Mammalia; Artiodactyla; Physeteridae. Gene Ontology annotation, cellular component: plasma membrane; signaling receptor complex. Gene Ontology annotation, biological process: leukocyte cell-cell adhesion; lipoprotein metabolic process.